AUGUACGUGACAACACCGUGCGCCAGUGGCGAGGUGCGCGAGGGGGCGACGCCGAGCCCGGGCGGACGACAGCCGCGCACGGAGCGCCCAUCAUCUGUGCUGCGCGGGGUCGACGACGCGCGCCCGGGGGGGCUGCCGGCAGCGGUGCUGCGAGGUCUGCGGGAAACCGUGCUGCGGGAGGCGCUUGAGCGCGGCGCUGGCCGCGGGAUCGGAGCAGCACGCUCCGGCAACGAGAUGGGCUGGAUGAUGGGAGGAGCGUCGGAGAGGGCAUCGUCGUCGGCGCGCCCGCCGCGGCAGGCUGGCUGCCAGGUCACAUAG
Pedinophyceae sp. YPF-701 is the source of this 318-nucleotide messenger RNA. The record is from the annotation of a GenBank genome assembly. NCBI's taxonomy places the organism in Eukaryota, Viridiplantae, Chlorophyta, Pedinophyceae.